AACCCUCAUAAAGCUAACUAGCGGCUACUACAUUGAGCCCACACGUGUUGAGGAGGCGGGAAAACAAAGCACAUCGGCGCCGGAGAGACUGAGAGAGAGAGAGAGAGAGAGAGAGAGAGAGUCAGAAACCUUCGCUCGCUAAUUAGCUGCCAUCGCCAAUGGGUAUCAAGGGAUUAACGAAGCUUUUGGCGGACAAUGCGCCUAGCGCCAUGAAAGAGCAGAAAUUCGAGAGCUACUUCGGUCGGAAAAUAGCAGUUGAUGCAAGCAUGAGCAUUUACCAGUUCCUUAUUGUGGUGGGGAGGACUGGGACUGAGAUGCUCACCAAUGAAGCUGGUGAAGUCACUAGCCAUUUGCAAGGGAUGUUUAAUCGAACCAUUCGUCUUCUCGAAGCUGGAAUUAAGCCUGUGUAUGUUUUUGAUGGAAAGCCUCCGGAGUUAAAGAGACAAGAGCUAGCCAAACGUUACUCCAAGAGAGCCGAUGCAACUGCAGAUUUGAGUGGUGCAAUUGAGGCAGGGAACAAGGAGGACAUUGAGAAGUACAGCAAACGAACUGUGAAGGUGACAAAGCAACACAAUGACGACUGCAAAAGACUCUUGAAACUCAUGGGGGUGCCCGUUGUUGAGGCCACUUCCGAAGCAGAAGCGCAAUGUGCUGCACUUUGCAAAGCAGGAAAGGUGUAUGGUGUGGCUUCUGAAGAUAUGGACUCCUUGACUUUUGGAGCUCCUAAGUUUCUUCGCCACCUGAUGGAUCCUAGCUCCAGAAAGAUCCCUGUCAUGGAAUUUGACGUUGCCAAGAUUUUAGAAGAGCUUCAACUUACCAUGGAUCAGUUCAUCGACUUGUGCAUAUUGUCAGGAUGUGACUAUUGUGAUAGCAUCCGUGGUAUCGGAGGGCAGACUGCCUUAAAGCUCAUUCGCCAGCAUGGCUCUAUUGAGACUAUACUCGAAAAUAUAAACAAAGAAAGGUAUCAGAUACCCGAGGAAUGGCCAUAUAAUGAAGCUCGUAAACUUUUUAAAGAACCUGAUGUCUUAACUGAUGAAGAGCAGCUCGAUAUCAAGUGGACCUCUCCAGAUGAAGAGGGUAUAGUUCAGUUUUUGGUGAAUGAAAAUGGAUUCAACAUAGAUAGGGUAACCAAGGCGGUAGAGAAAAUCAAAUCUGCCAAGAACAAGUCAUCCCAGGGAAGGUUGGAGUCAUUUUUCAAGCCAGUCGCUAGCUCAUCCGUGCCUGCUAAAAGAAAGGGUACCAAAUGCUUACUCCGGCAGUAUAAACCAGCUAUCAGCAAUAAAAUGUCCUCUGUGCAUGCUUUUGGAUGUAACACCUCCAAUAACAUUGUUAGCCUUAGGCUGUUCCCUCUAAUCCCGGGUUCCAACCUCUCUGUUCAAAUGGCUGGAGCUGGCAUAUGCACAAGAUUCUAAAUAUCAUGGAAAUCCCUGAGAGUAACGCUAAAGGAGCAGCAAAUAAGAAAACUAAGGGAGGUGGUGGGAGGAAGAAGAAGUAAAUCACCGUCCAAGUUGUAACAAAAUUGUAUAAGUUAGUUCGUUUUCUGCUGCAAAGAUCUGGGGGGAGAAGAUCAAUAAACAGUGAUUGUUAUUCCUAGGUCUAAGUGGUCUGUUUGCUUCUUUGCUUUUCUCUGUUUCAGUAAUCAUUGUUAGACUCUGCUUUCGCAGUGGUAGAAAACCCAGUCAGGUUUGGACUUCAUUUGCAUCUUUAUGGUUUAUGUGAAGUUGUCAACUUAUGAUCAUGAGUUGUAAAAAGCUUGUGAUAUUCUCUUACUAAUAUGAGAACUCGAUGUGAUGUAAAA
Messenger RNA from Brassica rapa (field mustard), 1798 nucleotides. RefSeq names its product flap endonuclease 1. NCBI's taxonomy places the organism in Eukaryota, Viridiplantae, Streptophyta, Magnoliopsida, Brassicales, Brassicaceae. The record is from RefSeq and is a predicted model, not a curated record. Gene Ontology annotation, molecular function: DNA binding; 5'-flap endonuclease activity; 5'-3' exonuclease activity.